UUAAUUAAUUAAUUGCUGUCCUUCCAAAAUUUUAAGUUUCACACUUUUCCGCCUGUACUGUAUGACGUAAAUCAAUUUUCUCGAUCAAAAUACUUUACGCAUGAGCCCUCUGUUAUAGGUAUGGGCGCUGUCGCACCGAUAGAUUCGAGUACACACACACACAUACCUCGAUAGAAAAUAUAAACAUAGCGUAGAUAACAUUUCAAUUUCGAAAUGGCGGGAACAAAUAUAAAACAUUAUUCAUUAGAUUUUCUUUCUUACAACGCGAAUAAAUUAUCCUAUCGUAUCGCGUUUUGUUCGGUUUACGUUCAAGUCAUGAUUAUUAAAUAAAAAACAAGUUAACAUCAAGUUUGGAACAGCUCGACUCGGGAACGUGAGUGAUCGCGAAAAAGGCUUCGCGAAUCGAACUCUUUCGUCGAACUUUCCAUACUCGGAGAUCUCUAUAAGGCGAAAUCUUCUUAACUCUAAAGAUUUUAUUCUUCUCUUUGCUUUUCGACAUUAUUGAGGCUGAGGAUUCGACUGUACUUGAUACAGUGCUGUGCCACUCGUUUUGAUUAAAGAUGGAGGAAGCUGGUAACGAUAAGUUUCUGUCAAGAAGGCGUUCUGCAGCUCUAAAGGCUUUCAAAGUCAAAGAUGAACGAGUAGCAACUUUUAAGAAGGUAGCAGCGAUUUUACAAAAAUCUGAGAUAGACAGAACGGCUGAAGAAACGGGAAUACUAGUAUCUUGUAGCGACGUAGUAAAAGAGGUUAAUUUAAGGCAAGAGAAAAGGCACAGGGUAAAGGCAAGAUUGGAAGAAGUAGAAGAUGCACCAGAGAUUUUAGAAGAAAAAUGUAUCAGAUUGGCUGCGGCAAUCAGCAGAGCGACAUCAUUAGCUGUUUACACUGGAGCUGGCAUUAGUACAGCUGCUUCUAUUCCUGAUUACAGAGGGACAAACGGUGUUUGGACUCGCUUACAACAAGGAAAAGAUAUUGGGAACCAUGAUCUGAGCCAAGCAGAACCGACGUUAACACAUAUGGCUCUUUACGCUUUGUACAAGGCAAGGGUUUUAAAGCACGUAGUUUCUCAAAAUUGCGACGGACUUCAUUUACGUAGUGGAAUACCUCGUACGCUAUUAUCCGAAGUUCAUGGCAAUAUGCAUGUAGAAGUUUGUAGAACGUGCAAACCCCACAAAGAGUAUUGGAGAUUGUUCGACGUCACCGAGAAGACUGCUCGAUAUUCUCACGGCACCGGGAGACAGUGCCACAGGUGUGACUCUACUUUACAAGAUUCGAUAGUCCAUUUCGGUGAAAGAGGGAAUCUCCCGUGGCCGAUCAAUUGGAACGGUGCGACGAAAGCGGCGAAGCAAGCAGACGUUAUUUUAUGUUUGGGUUCUAGUUUAAAAGUGCUCAAGAAAUACCCGUGGUUAUGGCAAAUGGACAGGCCGGUUCACAAACGUCCGUCGUUGUACAUUGUUAAUUUGCAAUGGACUCCAAAGGAUGAGAACGCGGUUUUAAAAAUAAACGGGAAAUGUGACGAAGUUAUGAAGCGAGUUAUGACUCAUCUAGGAAUAGAAAUACCGCAAUAUAAUCGUGCUAAGGACCCUAUCUUCUUCCAUGCUAUCCGGCUCAUGAAUAGUGAACAACACACGAAGAGUCAACCGUGUUUGGAGGAGCCGCCCGAGGUUGUUUCUCAGAGAGAACUAAUCGAGAUCAGCAAUAAUUUUCACGAACAAGUUUCAUCGGAAGCCAACGAGAAAGAUUGUGUUCCACCCAUAGAAGUGAUCGAACCAUUGGCUGCUUACUCGGCACCGUUCUUUACAGCAUUACCAUUUCUUUCAAUGGGCUUGCCAUUUCCACCCAUGUACAUGUGUCCUCAACUAACGCCACUCUUUUAUUACCCAUUCAUGCAAGUAGCAAAUUUGACCUCAGAAACGCCAAAACCUAAGCCAGCUUGUACCUUUUGUAUGGAGAACGAAGGCUCGCUCACUUGUCUCUAUUAUGAACAGGAUAUAGACAAUUCCACCUUAUUAGGAUCCGAAACUGAACAGAUAAAGGACACGAACGCGUUGGUAAUACACACAGAUCCUCCGUUGACUCGGAAAAAUCCUGGGUGGUUUGGUAAAGGAUAUCGGAAAGGAAUGAAGAAGAGGCGGUAGCAUUUACUUGUUUCAAACAAGGAGAACGAUCUUCCUUUUCUCGGUUACACCGUGAACAUAUAGCAUAUGGUAUAUGAUAAUGUGCGUAAGUGUUCGACGCCUCCAUAUUAUGGAAACUGUAUACAGAACUCGUAAAUGUGUAGCAACUUACUUCCAGUAUCCAAACUAUUAGCCAUUAAAUUAAAGUAUUUAAAGUUGAAAAGUAUAAUCUAAGCAUUAUAUUCAUCCUGUUUGAUAGUUGCGUAGUUAUUUAUGCAAUUUGUUUCUCACAGUUCCGAACAAAACGUAUUAAUAGAUCUAUUUAAAUAUCCGUGCGAGUCAAAUUGUUGAUUUCUCGAUUUUUAUCGUUAAUAAUGUAUUUGUAAGAUAUGUUUGACCCGAUCUUUUUACUAAUGUAUAGUUCAAUUAUGUUGUGAUUUUUAGUUAUAAGACUUUUACAAUGUUAAACAUGUUACAUGGAAAGUUCACAGUAACCAAAGUGAUAAUUCUCAUUUCGUUACUAUCGUCAUCAUCAUCGCCAAUUGGUAUUUUAUAUUUGUACAGUUGAGUGUAUCGUAAUUUAAAAACGAAGUUCACAGUAUUUCCGUAACAAUUCUUGCAUUGUUUUAUCAUUUUAUUAAUCAUUCCAAUUUUAGGAAUUAGAUAUUGGAGGAAAAUUAAUUCUAUGCAUAUUAAAGGACUGUUUGUAAUAAAUACUAAACUACGAUAGAUGUUUCUUUGUAUCAGUCAAUAAUGGAAUAAACAAAACAUUUUAUAUAAAAUACGUGAAUCUUAAAAAUGUGCAAUAUGUAUGAACAAUCUUUGUGGUGAUCGGUUGUUUUAUAUAUAUUUAAGCAAAUAUCCUGUCUUAAAAUAAUAGAAUCGAAUAUCGAGACUA
This is a messenger RNA of Ceratina calcarata, 3012 nucleotides long. It is a transcript of the gene Sirt7, whose product is annotated as sirtuin 7. Gene Ontology annotation, molecular function: histone H3K18 deacetylase activity, NAD-dependent; NAD+ binding. Gene Ontology annotation, cellular component: chromatin; nucleus. The record is from RefSeq and is a predicted model, not a curated record. The coding region runs from base 561 to 2135 and encodes 524 amino acids. The transcript is spliced from 4 exons. NCBI's taxonomy places the organism in Eukaryota, Metazoa, Arthropoda, Insecta, Hymenoptera, Apidae.